This is a messenger RNA of Leptosia nina, 3405 nucleotides long. Lineage: Eukaryota; Metazoa; Arthropoda; Insecta; Lepidoptera; Pieridae. The record is from the annotation of a GenBank genome assembly.
AUGGAUUUAUUGAAAACUCCGUCUAUACCCUCGUUACUAGAUUCCGAUAUAGAAUCAGUGGGCAGUUUCAGAUAUGAUGAUUUUGAAGAGUUAGACGAGGUAGAAUACGCCCUUCCAGUCAGCGAAGCACCUACCUUAGAAGAAGUAUUAACAUCUGAUCUAGAUGAGCAUAUUGAACUAGAGGUAGCUGAAGAAGUGGUAGAAAAGGAUACUGCAGAACCAACUUGUUCGUCACUGCAAGUGGAAUUAUUACAUGCUGUAUCUCAGCAGGUUCUUCAAGCAGAAGAAAGAUCAUCCGCUGGGUCAGCAACUGCUCUAAGUGUAGGCAUCAAUGGAAGACUAACAGUUGGGACAGCACAUGGCCAUUUAUUAUCCUUCCAUGAUCAGACUUUACGAUGGGUUUGCAAUGGUCAUGGAGAAUGUGGUGCUGUUACUUGCUUGGCAUACAAUAAAGACAGUACAAGACUUUUGGUAGGCUAUGGCAGAGGUGAUGUAUAUCAAUAUGAGAGUAUACGUGGAGCUGUAUUACGUAAAAUAACUCUUGGUGGUGAUACAUGGGGAACCUUAAGAGUAACAUGGGCAGGGACUGCUGGUUUGGCUUUAGAUACCGGUGGAUCAGUGUGGCUCAUUCGAUUUAUUAGGCCAUUAGGAGUUCGAACUGUUAAAAUAUCUUGCCUUUUUUCUGGAGCAAGAGGAGAAGUCAUUGCCAUGUCAGCAAGAUGUCCUAAAUUUUUGGCACUUGUCACACUUACUCGACUCAUCGUAGUUGCUGGUGGGCAAGCGGCUGGCUUACGUUUAGGAGGGCAUCCUGACACUAUGCCUGUUAUCGAAUGGUAUGAUCCUAAUAGCAGAUUAUUAGUAUGUGCAAGGGGCCAUGCCCUACAAUGGCUUAAUGUAACAUAUAUAAACAACAAGCUAGGUGUGAAACCAUUGAAACGUAUCGACUUACAAAGUGUUCCACUUUGGCUGGGAUGGCUUGGUGGCAGUAUAACUAUAUUUGAUACUGAUGAAAAUCUCCGAAUUUUGAAUGAUGACGUAAGCAAACCUUUGGAUUUGUCUAGCAUUGAACCUGUUUAUGCAUCAGCUUUUUUUAAGGGGUAUUGGACGGACGGUCGUGUGUCUCAAGCAAUGUGUAAAGCCGGUGAAACCGCGCUUGCCGGAAUCUGUAUCAGCGAAGGUACUCUAUCGAUUCUCGGACGCAAAGGCAUCACACGAAUCAGUCUUCGCGAUACACUGACCAGAGCUCGAGCGUUUAUAUCCUCUGGACAAUAUUAUCAAGCGUUGAAGUUACUUAGCUCCUCGCAGGGUCCGAAAGCGAAGGAGUUAGCCAGCGAAUUUGUUGUUACCCUCUCUGACCGGCCGCACAUUCUCAGCAAUAAGAAUGUCGCCGUGCAAAUUGUAAAAGUGUGCUUGAAAUUGGGGCUGACCGAUGAAUUAUGGAAUUGUCUUUGGGAGAAAAGUUCGCGGGAGAAGGCAUUUGUGGAGGCACUCGGAGACGCCGCAGUCCGUGGCGAUAUGUCAGAAAACCCACCUACACCCGAUUUUACCCAGGCUCUUAUUGAGGCUCUAGCAGAUUUCGAACCUGAGUUGGUAGAACGAGUGGUCGCGUCACUUCCUCUGACAGCUAUUGACCCACACCGUGCCAGUCUUUUUACUAGGGAAAGAAAACUUUGGCGAGGAGUCGGCGCUAUUGCGGCAGCUAUAGACGGGUGCAGUGGUGCGAUGCGCGAAUUAGUCCAAUACGUCGAUUUGGAGUGCGCCGUGCGGACGGGUGGUGAAUGCUCUUGCGCUGGAGGUGCUCUUGUCCUGGCUGCAGCUGACGCGUUGGCUGCGCGCUCACCUGCAGCACGACCUUUGCCACCACACGCAAAACCUUCGGCCCGGCACGAUGCACUACACUCUCUGUUACACGACGAGGAGGGUCGACCGUGUCCACUACGAGUGAUGGUCACGCAUGAGACGAGUGCCGCGGUUAGGCUGUUGGAACAGUGUACGCGAGAUCCCCCGUUCGCCGGACCGCUUGGCAAGCAGAACCGAUUGCGGGUCGCGCGCGCACUUUUAUCCUAUACUGACGGUAUCCAGGAAGCCGAUAGGAGGCUUGAAAUCCUAGAAUUCAUCACUACCCAACUAGGAAACGGGUCACUCCCCUUAGAUCAAGAGCUGAUACAAAAAGUGCAGGACGUCGUUGAGACUACGCCAGGUGAGCGCUCCGACCGCGCUUGGCUCGCUGUGCUUUUGCGCAUUCGCAUGCAGAGAGAUCAAUUACUUCCACUCUACCGCGACCAUAUAUCCACACCGAGAGUCCUUUGGCGCGUAGACGCCUUACUCGAUAACCAUGAUUUGGCUUUAAAAGAGUUUUUUGAAAUCGACAAUCCUUCUGAACAAGAUAUCAAUGAACUCUUCGAGUUUCUACACUCCAACAGGGGGUUAGAUUUCGGAGCUAACAGUGAAUUACACGAGUACCUUCCGGCCCUGAUAAACUUAAGACCAGAAGCCACGGCGAGCUUACUGAACGAUGAGCAGGCGUUGGACACCCUUCCCGCCACCUUACAGCGCCUGAAGGCCGAACCAGCUUUAGAGUUCGGUAAGUGCUUACUUAAUAAAAGCCGUCUCAGAGGUGACGCCGCUACAAUUUAUUUGCAAAGCCUCUGCGAACUGCGGCCCGCUGAGGUUAAAUCGUUCCUAGUCGAUCAUCCUGGCAUCGUCAGACCUGAAGAUGCACUUACAAUAGUAAAAAAAUCCGGUCCGAAAAAUGCAGAACCGAUAUGUCUCGAAGCAACAGGAGAUCAUAUGGGCGCGCUUGAGGCGUCGCUGCGAUUGAUUAAAGCUGCUCCUGAGAACAGUCAAGGCACUCUCGCCUCGGAGGCGAGCGAACUGUGCGCAAGGGUCGCGCCAACUGUACCGCGAAGCGUUGCCGCCGAAAUGUGGACCCGCCUACUUCGCAGCAUAGAAGCGAUCCCACCCCAAAUGCUAUUCGAGGCGAUCGCGUAUUUACCACUAGAGGAGUUGCUGCUUAAAACGUGCAAUUCCGCGCAGGUGCAGAGGGUGCUCGCGGACGGAGCGAGCGGCGAGGCCAUGUGGCGCUGCGCGAAGAGGAUAGCGGGCCGUGAAACGCACGAGGCUCUAAGGAGAGCCCUGUUUGUAGCGCGGCGCGGGAUUGCGGUGCGCGGUCGAUGCGUCCGCUGCGGGACAGCGCUCGAUCUCCGCGUGGGCGUACGCACGGCGCACUGUGCGCGCGCGUAUCACGCAGACUGUGAAGCGUACCCCUUCUGUGAAUGCGGCACGCGCUUGCCCACCGAAGUAAUUCAUCUACCACCGCUCCACCCGCAUCGUAUUUCUGUUUCGCAGGAUUUCAACCUGCUAGUGGUCGCGCCUCCCCGCCCGGAUUUAGAAGGUAUCGUUUAG